Caenorhabditis briggsae is the source of this 2478-nucleotide messenger RNA. It is a transcript of the gene Cbr-trk-1, whose product is annotated as Protein CBR-TRK-1. Gene Ontology annotation, cellular component: signaling receptor complex. NCBI's taxonomy places the organism in Eukaryota, Metazoa, Nematoda, Chromadorea, Rhabditida, Rhabditidae. Gene Ontology annotation, molecular function: ATP binding; transmembrane receptor protein tyrosine kinase activity. Gene Ontology annotation, biological process: multicellular organism development; protein phosphorylation; cell surface receptor protein tyrosine kinase signaling pathway. The transcript is spliced from 14 exons. Bases 1 to 2478 code for a protein of 825 amino acids. The record is from RefSeq and is a predicted model, not a curated record.
AUGGUUCUUCGAAUUCUUCUCACCCUUCUCAUCCUAACCUACUCACCUGGAUCACUGUCGAUCCCACAAUGCUCCAAAAUCGCAAAGGAUACUGUACGAUGUGAUUCUCUGAAAUCGUUCAAUGGCUCUUCAAAAGCUCUAAUCAUCAGUGACUGUGAGAAUUUGAGUCGUUUAGACGAGAUAGUUGAGUUCGGACCCUGGCACACUGUAACUAAUGUCACCUUUGAUUGCCCAAUCGACAACUUCCCUUGGGAGUUUGCCGAUAUGUUUCCCCAUAUUCGUUACAUCCAUUUCACACGAUGUAAUCUGACUACGCUCGCCUGGCAAAGUGUCUACACAGAAACUCUCAAAUACGUGGACCUGACUCAUUGCCCCAUCGAGUGCUCGUGUCAGAAUCAAUGGAUGAGGACGGAAAUCUUUGAAAAGCUAAAAGAGCCACUUUCGUUGAGGAAGUGUCUUCCGGAUUGCGACACGGGACGGAUAAGCAUUAAUGAUUCCAUGAUCGUGGGCAACGGCGGAGAGAAUGUCACAAUCCGUGUGGAUUUGAAGGAUCAGUAUAUAAAUAGAACCAUUGAAAAACCCUAUUUUGAAUGGGCGUACGCGAAAAUCCGUCACAACUACGAAGAGGUGAUUUCCGAAUCGAGAGCAGACUUGGUUAUCACCAACUUGACGAGAGAGGACAUGGGCUUGAUUGGAGUAAAAUGUUGGCAUUGUGUCAAUUUCUUGACGACUAAAGUUGAGCUUCGUGUGAACUUGCCCAUUAAAGUGGAGUUUGUCGAGAAGACGCGAGGCGACACGGAUUUCUUGGUGGUUCAGGGAUAUCCAAUUGAGAAUAUCACGUUGGCAGUGACCAGGGUUCAAAGUAACUACACUGAAAUGAAUGUGAUGGAUAAUGAGCAGGAUGAAGUCUUCUUCUCCAGUAUGAUUGUUAGACCUGAAAAGCGCUCGAUAUUCUACCAAAGAACAUAUCGAAUCUUCACAAAGGACAUUGCAGACGGUGACCAUUUGUCUGGCGAUCUUCGUUUCGAAGUUUGCACUAUGGGAAACUGUGACGCUGUUGAAAAGCACGUCUCUCAUUUAGGCGUAAUUAAUGGAACACUGGACGACUAUUUCGCAACUGCAUCCCCUUACAAACGACCAAUUCAAAUUCUGGUUACAUUCAUCGUGAUAAUUGGAUUUAUUAUCACUAUCAUCCUUUGCACUCACUACAGAAUGGAAGUACGGACCACGAUUAUAAGUCUCCGGAAGCGAAUGUCACUUGCUCACGACCUUCACUCUCGACGUGCCAGUCAUGAAACAGAGGAAACACUGUUGAGAUUAGAAGAGAGAUCUUCAUUGGCUUCCGAUUACUGCAAUAUGACACUCAUGUUCAUUGAUAUGGGAAAAAUUCAGAUUCAUGAACUUGUUGGAAAAGGGCAUUUCGGAGAAGUGUAUGUGGGAUCAUGGGAACAAACCGGACCAAGAAGUGUUGCAGUGAAGAGCAUUAGAGGCAUUGAUAUGGAAACUGAGAAAGAGGCUCGAGUCCUCCAAAAUCUGGAACAUGAGAACAUUGUGAGAUUAUACGGAAUGACAAUGGAUCGAAAUAAUUUGCUCCUUGUUUUUGAGCAUAUGAACUACGGAGAUCUCAAAACGUAUCUGCAAGGAAGGUCUCCAAAAGCUACGAGCUACUUGCAGUUCCCACCACCGCUGGUCACCGAUGAGUUGAAAUGGAUUAUCAGAGAGAUUGCGAAAGGAGUUUGCUAUUUGGUCAGCCAAUCAAUUGUUCACAGAGAUUUGGCAGCCAGAAACUGUUUGGUAUCAGGAGAAUCGGAUAUGAAAGCACCCAGUCAUUUGCAAAGACCACCAUUCAAAAUCAAGGUUUGUCUGAAACACGUAUAUGAUCCUUCUGAAAAAAUGAACAUUGUUCAGAUCUCGGAUUUCGGAAUGUCUCGCCGCCUCUAUGAUGAUUCGGAAUGCUACACCAUGGAACAUCGUGGCGCUCUUCCAAUCCGUUGGUUGCCCCCUGAAGCCAUCUCAUCGCACAAGUUCACGUAUGCAAGUGAUAUUUGGGCUCUUGGUGUAACAAUGUGGGAAGUUAUGUCGUACGGAAAACAACCAUUUGAUGGGCUAAGCAAUCUGGAGGUGUCAUCCUUCACCAUGGCAGGAAUGAAACCAUUGAGACCGGAGAAAUGCUCCAGCGAGAUGUACCAACUGAUGACCAGAUGCUGGAAGUAUGAUCCGAAUGAACGCAUCACAGCUGAGGAACUUUUUCUCGAUGAGAUUUUCGACAAAGUUAAAGAUGGUCUCCCAUACAUACCAACUGCUGAAAACGGGAGCAUGGUUGCUUCAUACAAUGAGAAUGUCAAUCGGUACGAGGAUGAGAGCAUCUCUCGAGAAGCGGAUACCGAGAGUGAGGAGGAUCUAGGAAGAUUCAAUAUCGCGUUCCCUGGGGACCCACUACAGAGCGAUGUGGAUACACACCUAUCUGUUUUUGCCUAA